AUGCGAUCCCAGGCGGAUCCUAAGCCGUGUCCUAACGGGCAUGCCCAAACGCCACGAUUCAAAGAAUGCCGCGCUGCCCCCCCCGCAUCGACACAUCUCACAUCUUUGUCGUGGAUGCUUCGAAGGAACGCGAUCCCAUCGUUGCCAUACUUCACGAUGGCUUUGGACGGGCAGCACCCAAUCAUUCCGGGCUUUGCGCCUGAUCCGUCCAUCUGCCUGAUCGGCGAUACCUUUUUCUUGGUGAAUUCCAGCUUUCAUCUUUUCCCCGGUCUCCCCAUCUACACCUCCUCGGAUCUGGUCUCGUGGACGCAUAUUGGCAACGCAAUGAACCGCCGGUCCCAAUUGUCGCUCUCCCGGGCAACCACUUGGAUCACCCCAUGGGACGAUGGCACGUCGCUGGUGGCCACGGGCGGUCUCUAUGCUCCGACCAUCCGCCAUCACAAAGGCAUCACCUAUAUCAUCUGUACCAACGUUGUCCACGAGUCCAACACACCGGGCGAUGAGCAUAGCGAACAAUUCAUCCUUCAUACCACCGACAUUCAUUCGGGACUAUGGUCCGAUCCGAUCAUCUUCCCCUUCCCGGGAAUCGAUCCCUCUCUGCUGUUCGACGACGAGAAGACCUAUGUGCAGGUGUGCAAAACCGGUCCGCAAUUCCAAAUCUUCAACUUUGAGGUGGAUAUCGCCACUGGAAAGAUGUUGACCGAGCCAGCUCUCAUCUGGAAUGGGUGGGCCCGGAGCUACACCGAAGGUCCGCAUGUGUAUCGAAAAGAUGGCUGGUAUUAUCUUUUGUGUGCGGAAGGGGGCACCUUUCGGCAUCAUAUGCUGAGCAUCGCGCGGUCCCGGAGUAUCUGGGGUCCAUUUGAAUCCUACUCCAAGAAUCCGCUGUACAGUGCGGAUGGAACUGAUCAUUAUGUCCAACAUACGGGUCAUGGAGACUUUUUCCAAGAUCAGCACGGCCAAUGGUGGGUGGUGAUGCUGGGAGUGCGCAUGGCCGCCGGGCGAUCCAUCAUGGGAAGAGAGACCUUUUUGGCUGCGGUGAACUGGCCUGACGACGAGUGGCCCUGCAUCGACGUCGUUCCACACCGAGAUCGUCCCGACACCACUCCGUGGACGACCGGCCGCGGUUCUUCCCCCGUCGCAGCGUGGGUCUACUUGAGAGAUCCGAUCCUGGAAAACUACCACCUUCAGGGCCAUCGGAUCACCAUACGUGCGAGCCCGGAGGGGCUCCACCAAGCCGACCAAGCCGUCAGCUUCGCCGGCCAGCGACAACGAAGACUGGUGGGAACAGCAGGCGUUACGCUAUGCAAUCCCGUCCCUGGUCAUGCCAUACUUAGCCAGGCCGGUCUGACCCUCUACAAGGAUGAGCAUCGGUCGCUGACGAUUGCAUACGACUUCCCGGCCAAGCAGGUCAUCUUCGGGGGGCUCAACCGAUCAAAAUCCUACCGGGUCAAGCACACCCACGCGGUCAAGCUGGAGGGUUCCAUUCAAUUUCAAAUCAGAUACACGGAACGAUCACUUGGUUUCUUCUUCCUUCAUGAUUCCGCGGGCCCUUGGCAGUGUAUGCAGCUGGUGGACACCGCGGUGAUGACCGACUUCGACUUUACAGGCCCGGUGAUUGGCAUGUUUGCGGUCGGCGAUGGAGUCGAAGUGCAGUUUACCGAUUUCAAGAUUGACGAUGACACGCAUUCGGAUUGUGAAUCUGAGCCGAAGUCCCCCUCCGAGUCGUCUGGCCAGCUCUCCUAG
This is a messenger RNA of Penicillium canariense, 1743 nucleotides long. RefSeq names its product putative xylosidase/arabinosidase. The record is from RefSeq and is a predicted model, not a curated record. Gene Ontology annotation, biological process: carbohydrate metabolic process. Gene Ontology annotation, molecular function: hydrolase activity, hydrolyzing O-glycosyl compounds. The coding region runs from base 1 to 1743 and encodes 580 amino acids. NCBI's taxonomy places the organism in Eukaryota, Fungi, Ascomycota, Eurotiomycetes, Eurotiales, Aspergillaceae. The transcript has 2 exons.